Peromyscus eremicus (cactus mouse) is the source of this 9933-nucleotide messenger RNA. It is a transcript of the gene Ncor1, whose product is annotated as nuclear receptor corepressor 1. The record is from RefSeq and is a predicted model, not a curated record. Gene Ontology annotation, molecular function: nuclear thyroid hormone receptor binding; transcription corepressor activity. NCBI's taxonomy places the organism in Eukaryota, Metazoa, Chordata, Mammalia, Rodentia, Cricetidae. The coding region runs from base 204 to 7616 and encodes 2470 amino acids. The transcript has 46 exons. Gene Ontology annotation, biological process: negative regulation of transcription by RNA polymerase II.
GGGCCGGCUGCGCGAUGGCUGCUGCCGCGGCGCGUCGGGCCCGAGGCGGUGCUGCGGGAGCGGGUCGGCGUGGGAGGCACGACAGCUCGAAAGGCACCGGCGCGGCACCCACGACCCAGGAAGCGAGGCCGAGGUUGUUUCUUAGAAACAUGAUUGUUUGUUGGACUUGAUCUCACAGCCCAGUGAGGACGUCUUUACUGAUAAUGUCAAAUUCAGGCUAUCCUCCCAACCAAGGAGCUUUCAGCACAGAGCAAAGUCGUUAUCCUUCACAUUCUGUCCAGUAUACUUUUCCCAGCACCAGACACCAGCAGGAGUUUGCAGUCCCUGACUAUCGCUCUCCUCAUAUUGAAGUUAGUCAGGCAUCACAGCUUUUGCAGCAGCAGCAGCAGCAGCAGCAGCAGCAGCAGCAGCUUCGAAGACGACCUUCCUUGCUUUCAGAAUUUCACCCAGGUUCUGACAGGCCUCAAGAAAGAAGAACUGGAUAUGAACAAUUUCACUCAGGCCCCUCACCAGUGGAUCAUGAUUCAUUGGAGUCAAAGCGGCCACGCCUGGAGCCAGUUUCUGAUGCCCAUUUCCAGCGUGUUAGUGCUGCUGUUUUACCUUUAGUUCACACGUUGCCAGAAGGGUUGAGGUCAUCUGCAGACACUAAGAAGGAUCCAGCAUUUGGAGGCAAACAUGAAGCUCCAUCCUCUCCACUGUCUGGGCAACCAUGUGGAGAUGAUCAAAACGCUUCACCUUCAAAGCUUUCAAAAGAAGAGUUAAUACAGAGUAUGGACCGAGUAGAUCGAGAGAUUGCAAAAGUAGAGCAGCAGAUCCUUAAACUGAAAAAGAAGCAACAACAGCUAGAAGAAGAAGCAGCUAAGCCUCCUGAGCCGGAGAAGCCUGUGUCCCCUCCUCCUGUGGAACAGAAACACCGUAGUAUUGUCCAAAUUAUUUAUGAUGAGAAUCGGAAAAAAGCAGAAGAAGCUCAUAAAAUUUUUGAAGGUCUUGGCCCAAAAGUUGAACUGCCACUCUAUAAUCAGCCAUCAGAUACCAAGGUGUACCAUGAGAACAUCAAGACAAACCAGGUGAUGAGGAAAAAACUCAUUUUAUUUUUUAAAAGAAGAAAUCAUGCAAGAAAACAAAGGGAACAAAAAAUCUGCCAGCGUUAUGAUCAGCUCAUGGAAGCAUGGGAGAAAAAAGUGGACAGAAUAGAAAACAAUCCCCGGAGGAAAGCAAAAGAAAGCAAAACAAGGGAGUACUAUGAGAAGCAGUUUCCAGAAAUUCGAAAACAAAGAGAGCAGCAAGAACGGUUUCAACGAGUUGGUCAGAGGGGAGCUGGUCUUUCAGCUACCAUUGCUAGGAGUGAGCAUGAGAUUUCUGAAAUUAUCGAUGGUCUUUCUGAGCAGGAGAAUAAUGAGAAACAAAUGCGGCAGCUUUCUGUGAUUCCACCUAUGAUGUUUGAUGCAGAGCAAAGAAGGGUCAAGUUCAUCAAUAUGAAUGGGCUUAUGGAGGAUCCUAUGAAAGUUUAUAAAGAUAGACAGUUUAUGAAUGUUUGGACUGACCAUGAAAAGGAGAUCUUUAAGGACAAGUUUAUUCAGCAUCCCAAAAACUUUGGACUAAUUGCAUCCUACUUGGAAAGGAAGAGUGUGCCUGAUUGUGUUUUAUAUUACUAUUUAACCAAGAAAAAUGAGAAUUAUAAAGCCCUAGUGAGAAGGAAUUAUGGAAAACGGAGAGGCAGAAAUCAGCAGAUUGCCCGUCCCUCGCAAGAAGAAAAAGUAGAAGAAAAAGAAGAGGAUAAAGGAGAAAAAACAGAGAAAAAGGAAGAAGAAAAGAAGGAUGAUGAAGAAAAAGAUGAGAAGGAAGACUCAAAAGAAACUACCAAGGAAAAGGACCGAACGGAAGGCACAACAGAGGAAACGGAGGAGAGAGAGCAGGCCACGCCCAGGGGCAGAAAGACUGCUAACAGCCAGGGGCGUCGCAAGGGCCGGAUCACCAGGUCCAUGACAAGUGAAGCUGCAGCUGCUAGUGCUGCUGCGGCCACCGAGGAGCCCCCUCCUCCCCUGCCACCACCUCCAGAGCCUGUUUCUACUGAGCCCGUUGAAACCUCACGAUGGACUGAAGAAGAAAUGGAAGUUGCUAAAAAAGGCCUAGUAGAACAUGGUCGUAACUGGGCAGCUAUCGCCAAGAUGGUGGGAACUAAAAGUGAAGCCCAAUGUAAAAACUUCUAUUUUAACUAUAAAAGGCGGCACAAUCUUGACAACCUCUUACAGCAACAUAAACAGAAAGCUUCACGAAAACCUCGUGAGGAACGAGAUGUGUCUCAAUGUGAAAGUGUUGCUUCCACUGUUUCUGCUCAGGAGGAUGAAGAUAUUGAAGCCUCCAAUGAGGAAGAAAAUCCAGAAGAUAGUGAAGGUGCUGAAAAUAGUUCUGAUACAGAAAGUGCUCCCUCUCCUUCACCAGUUGAAGCUGCCAAGCCCAGUGAAGACAGCAGUGAAAAUGCUGCUUCUCGAGGAAACACCGAACCUGUGGCCGAGCCUGAGGCUACCACUGACCCUGCACCCUGUGCAUCUCCCUCUUCAGCAGUUCCAAGCACAAAACCAGCUGAAAGGGAAAGCGUGGCGGCCCAGGGGACUGACAGCGCCAGUGUGGAGACAGCAGAGCUGAUGGAUGUAGACCGCGAGGAUGUAGACCGCAGUGCUGAAGCCAGUUCUGUUCUUGACCCGCCAGCCGCUCCCAAAGCCGACUCUGUAGACACAGGAAACACUGCGUCUAAAGGUGAAGGAGAUGCCAAAGAAAGAGACUUGGAGAGCACCAGUGAGAAGACAGAGGCUGGAGAGGAAGACUUGGUGGUGGCAGAGCAGAUGAAUCUCCAGAGGCCUGAGCCACAGUCAGACAACGACUCCAGUGCCACAUGCAGUGCUGAUGAGGAUGUGGAUGUAGAGCCGGAGAGGCCGAGAGUGUUUCCUAUGGAUGCAAAGCCUUCAUUGUUAAAUCCGACUGGGUCUAUACUAGUUUCAUCUCCUAUUAAACCAAAUCCAUUGGAUCUGCCACAGCUUCAACAUCGAGCUGCUGUUAUCCCACCAAUGGUUUCUUGCACCCCAUGUAGUAUACCAAUUGGAACCCCUGUGAGUGGCUAUGCUCUUUACCAGCGGCAUAUUAAGGCCAUGCACGAGUCGGCUCUCCUGGAGGAACAGCGUCAGAGGCAAGAACAGAUAGACUUGGAAUGUAGAAGCUCUACAAGUCCGUGCGGUACUGCUAAGAGUCCAAACAGGGAGUGGGAAGUCCUCCAACCUGCUCCACAUCAAGUGAUAACUAACCUUCCUGAGGGCGUUCGGCUUCCAACAACACGACCAACCAGACCACCUCCCCCUCUCAUCCCAUCGUCUAAAACCACUGCGGCAUCAGAGAAGCCAUCCUUCAUAAUGGGAGGGUCCAUCUCACAGGGAACUCCUGGCACUUACUUGACUUCUCAUAAUCAGGCUUAUACUCAAGAAGCAGCUAAGCCCUCAGUGGGAUCUAUCUCUCUUGGAUUGCCACGGCAGCAGGAAUCUACCAAAUCAGCUCCUUCGACCUACAUCAAGCAGGAAGAAUUUUCUCCAAGAAGCCAAAACUCACAACCAGAGGGCUUAUUGGUCAGGGCACAGCAUGAAGGUGUGGUCAGAGGCACUGUAGGGGCUGUCCAAGAGGGAAGUAUAACUCGGGGAACUCCAGCCAGCAAAAUCUCAGUGGAGAGCAUUUCAUCAUUGCGGGGCUCUAUUACCCAGGGAACCCCAGCUUUGCCCCAGGCUGGCAUACCAACAGAGGCUUUGGUGAAGGGACCUGUUUCCAGGAUGCCCAUUGAAGAAAGUAGUCCUGAGAAAGUCAGAGAGGAAGCUGCAUCCAAAGGCCAUGUUAUUUAUGAAGGCAAAAGUGGACAUAUCUUAUCAUAUGAUAAUAUUAAGAAUGCCCGAGAAGGGACUCGGAGUCCAAGAACAGCUCAUGAAAUCAGUUUAAAAAGAAGCUAUGAGUCAGUGGAAGGAAAUAUAAAGCAAGGCAUGUCAAUGAGGGAGUCUCCUGUAUCAGCACCAUUAGAGGGUCUGAUAUGCCGAGCAUUACCCAGAGGGAGCCCUCAUCCUGACCUUAAAGAGAGAACUGUGCUAUCUGGUUCCAUAAUGCAGGGCACACCAAGAGCAACAACUGAUAGCUUUGAAGACGGCCUUAAAUAUCCCAAACAGAUUAAAAGGGAAAGCCCUCCUAUCAGAGCAUUUGAAGGCGCCAUUACCAAAGGAAAACCAUAUGAUGGUAUCACCACCAUCAAAGAAAUGGGGCGUUCCAUUCAUGAGAUUCCACGACAAGAUAUUCUAACUCAGGAAAGCCGAAAAACUCCAGAAGUGGUCCAGAGCACAAGGCCAAUAAUUGAGGGUUCCAUUUCCCAGGGCACACCAAUCAAAUUUGACAACAACUCAGGUCAAUCAGCUAUCAAACACAAUGUGAAGUCCUUAAUAACAGGGCCUAGCAAACUACCCCGUGGAGUGCUGGAAAUUGUACCAGAGAACAUAAAAGUAGUAGAACGGGGAAAAUAUGAGGAUGUGAAAGCCGGUGAGCCAGUGCGUCCCCGGCACACGUCAGUGGUGAGCUCUGGCCCCUCCGUUCUCAGGUCUACAUUUCAUGAAGUUCCCAAAGCACAGCUGAGCCCGGGAAUCUAUGAUGACAGCAGUGCUCGCAGGACCCCUGUGAGUUACCAAAGCACCAUAUCCAGAGGCUCACCUAUGAUGAACAGAACUGCUGACGUUUCUUCCAGCAAGUCUACCAGUCAUGAAAGGAAAUCAACUCUGACCCCAACCCAAAGAGAAAGUCUAGCAGCCAAGUCUCCGGUGCCCGGGGUGGAUCCUGUCAUGAGUCACAGCCCAUUUGAUACUCAUCUUCGGAGUAGCGCUGCAGGAGAGGUUUACCGGGGUCCCUUUCCCACACACUUGGAUCCAACCAUGACCUUUCACAGGACUUUGGAUCCUGCUGCUGCUCUCCUGUUUCAGAGACAGCUCUCACCAACCCCAGGAUACCCGAGUCAGUACCAGCUGUAUGCAAUGGAGAACACACGACAGACCAUCCUAAAUGAUUACAUUACCUCACAACAGAUGCAAGUGAGUUUGCGUCCUGAUGUCGCCAGAGGACUGUCCCCACGAGAGCAGCCACUGGGUCUCCCUUACCCAGCUACAAGAGGAAUCAUUGACUUGACCAAUAUGCCUCCAACAAUUUUAGUGCCUCAUGCUGGGGGAGCGAGCACUCCUCCCAUGGACAGAAUCACUUACAUCCCUGGUACACAGAUUAGUUUCCCUCCCAGGCCGUACAAUGCUGCCUCUUUGUCUCCAGGACACCCAGCACACCUUACUGCAGCUGCAAGUGCUGAGCGGGAUCGAGAGCGCGAAAGGGAGAAGGAGCGUGAGCGUGAAAGGGAGCGCGAACGUGAAAGGGAGCGCGAACGGGAACGGGAACGUGAACGUGAACGAGAACGUGAACGAGAACGAGAAAGGAUGUCUGCUAAUUCCUCUGAUCUCUACCUACGACCAGGCUCAGAACAGCCAGGCCGACCUGGCAGCCAUGGAUAUGCUCGCUCCCCUUCCCCUUCAGUAAGAACUCAGGAGACCAUGCUGCAACAGAGACCCAGUGUUUUCCAGGGAACCAAUGGAACCAGUGUAAUCACACCUUUGGAUCCAACUGCUCAGCUACGAAUCAUGCCACUGCCUGCUGGGGGCCCUUCCAUAAGUCAAGGCCUGCCAGCCUCCCGCUACAACACUGCUGCGGAUGCCCUGGCUGCUCUUGUGGACGCUGCAGCUUCUGCACCCCAGAUGGAUGUUUCCAAAACAAAAGAGAGUAAGCAUGAAGCUGCCAGGUUAGAAGACAAUUUGAGAAGCAGGUCAGCAGCAGUUAGUGAACAGCAGCAGCUAGAGCAGAAAAACCUGGAGGUGGAGAAGAGAUCUGUUCAGUGUGUGUGCACUUCUGCAGCCCUUCCGAGUGGCAAGCCCCAGCCUCAUGCCUCAGUAGUGUAUUCUGAGGCUGGGAAAGAUAAAGGGCCUCCUCCAAAAUCCAGAUAUGAGGAAGAGCUAAGGACCCGAGGGAAGACUACCAUUACUGCAGCUAACUUCAUAGACGUGAUCAUCACCCGGCAAAUUGCCUCGGACAAGGAUACGAGGGACCGUGGCUCUCAAAGUUCAGACUCUUCUAGUAGCUUGUCUUCUCACAGGUAUGAAGCACCUAGUGAUGCUAUUGAGGUGAUAAGUCCUGCCAGCUCCCCUGCACCUACCCAGGACAAGCCACAGGCCUAUCAGCCAGAGAUGGCUAAGCAAGCAGAAAGUGAACCCACUCGACAGUAUGAAGGACCACUGCAUCACUAUCGGUCACAGCAGGAGUCCCCAUCCCCACAGCAGCAGCCGCCGCCACUGCCCUCAGCCUCUCAGGCCGAAGGAAUGGGGCAGGUGCCCAGGACCCAUCGGCUGAUCACACUUGCUGAUCACAUCUGUCAAAUUAUCACACAAGAUUUUGCUAGAAAUCAAGUUUCCUCGCAGCCUCCUACUUCAACAUUCCAAACUUCACCAUCUGCUCUGGCAUCCACACCUGUAAGAGCUAAAACAUCGAGUCGCUACAGCCCAGAGUCCCAGUCCCAGACUGUCCUGCAUCCAAGACCAGGUUCUAGAGUCUCUCCAGAACAUCUUGUGGAUAAAUCCCGGGGAAGCAGGCCUGGGAAAUCUCCAGAGAGGAGUCACAUCUCGUCAGAGCCCUAUGAGCCCAUCUCCCCACCCCAGGUCCCUGCUGUGCAUGAGAAGGACAACAUGCUGCUCUUGUCACAGAGGGGGGCGGAGCCUGCCGAGCAGAGGAAUGAUUCUCGAUCACCAGGAAGUAUAAGCUACUUGCCUUCAUUCUUCACCAAGCUCGAAAGCACAUCACCCAUGGUUAAAUCAAAGAAGCAGGAAAUUUUUCGUAAGUUGAACUCCUCUGGUGGAGGUGACUCUGAUAUGGCAGCUGCACAGCCAGGAACUGAGAUCUUCAAUCUGCCCGCAGUUACUACAUCAGGUGCAGUUAGCUCAAGAAGCCAUUCUUUUGCUGAUCCUGCCAGUAAUCUUGGUCUAGAAGACAUCAUUAGAAAGGCUCUCAUGGGAAGUUUCGAUGAUAAAGUUGAAGAUCAUGGUGUUGUCAUGCCCCAACCUGUGGGAAUUGUGCCUGGUAGUGCCAGUACCUCAGUUGUGACCAGCAGUGAGACUCGGAGAGAUGAAGGGGACCCAUCACCUCAUUCAGGAGUAUGCAAACCAAAGCUGAUCAACAAGUCAAACAGCCGGAAGUCUAAAUCUCCUAUUCCUGGGCAAAGCUACUUAGGGACUGAACGACCUUCUUCAGUCUCCUCUGUACAUUCAGAAGGUGAUUACCACAGGCAGACACCAGGAUGGGCCUGGGAAGACAGGCCCUCUUCCACAGGAUCUACCCAGUUCCCUUACAACCCUCUGACCAUGCGGAUGCUCAGCAGUACCCCACCAACACCGAUCUCGUGUGCCCCAUCUGCCAUCAGCCAAGCAGCUCCCCAUCAGCAGAACCGCAUCUGGGAGCGAGAACCUGCCCCGCUGCUCUCCGCGCAGUAUGAGACACUGUCUGAUAGUGACGACUGACCUGUGCACAGCAGGGAACUCUGGCUUUGGUCUCAAGUACAGAUUAAAAAAGAAUGUCUGCUCUCUUAUGAUUUGUGCCCAGAGACUUCUCAGAGGAGCCAGGGCCACAGAUGAAGAAGAAAUGAUGUAAAUUCAUUUGGAAAAUCAAAUGGGAAAAAAACAAAACAAACAAAAAACCUGCCUCUCAUACAGGCAAUUCAGUGGAUUAUAACAGUGGAAGGUUGAAGUGUAGAGUUUUUUAAAAGUGGACAAUUCCUGUUCUUACAUCUGUUUGUAAAGAAAACCAUGAUGUCUUUAAAUCACCCUUCUGUAAAUAGAUGACCUUUUUGCAGUGUAUCCCCUUGCUGUAGCAUCUGGUGUACUUAAAUUUAAAUCAGCACAUCAACAUUGGGGGUCAUUUUUUAAAUUCUUUGUCUAUCUUUUUAACCCCAGCCUUCUAAACCACCUCACACGGCACAGUUACACAAUACUGGCUGUCAUGGGCAUUGUACUUCUGUUUCCACUAAAUUCAACUUUCCUGGGAAUGUUUCAAUCUUGUGAAAAUGUUUAGGUUUUAAUACAUACCCUGUCAUAAAGCCUGAAUGAGGUCUAAGUGCAGGAGCAGCAGAACUGUCAUGUUGGGAGUUUCCAGUGCGGGCUUUACUUUCUUCAUUAGUAGCACUGAAAAAAAUAUUACUGCAUGGGUAUGUUAGAGUUCAGUUUUAAAGUUUAAAGGCUUAUUUGAGGCAUACCUCAAUGUUUAUGCACACUGGUAAUUUGACCAUGCCCCUAAGUAUUCUUCUGCAUUUGAUGCAGCCCAACAAAGCUUUUGUUCUGAAAUAAAUUUGACUAUCCUGUCCAUAGCUACAGUCUAUCAUUUGUGACCUAAGGGUCUUCAUGUCUCAGGUUUCAAACAAGAAACACACACACACACACACACACUUUUCUUUAGUUGGAUACAUAUCUGGCUGAGUUAAAAAGAUAACAAUCUGUACAGAACUGUGGUCUUCCAGGCUUGUUUUAUGCUGCAUCCUGAACUAACCACUGAAUAUAGUCCUUUUAUAUCUCUCUGUCAGUGCCCACUCUGCUUCUACAGAACACCAGUAAAGUGUUGUCAAGGUGCAAGUAAUUUAAAGACUGAAUUUUAAACUAAUUAUGGUACUGGAGGAUGACUUUUUUUUUAUUAAGAAUUGCUUGCUGUGUUUUUAAGAUUUGCUUUCACACAGCUUUAUCUUGGUGUUCAGGCGGCUUCUACUGCACAGAUACUUAGUGGUUUGGGGAUAAUGUCGCUGAGAAAUGGAGGGAAAAAGAGGUCACAGACUUUUCAGGAGACCAGAACUUGUAGAACUCAAGUCCCUAGAGCCAUUGCCUGAGCCCCCCCUUAGCAUCUGUACCACUGGUUUUGAAUCCCCCCCCCUUUUUUUUUUAUUAUAGAUGAAGACACAGGCUCAAAUUUGCCCAUAUACCUUAGCAAGUAACAAAGACAGACAUUUGAGAUCUUAAAAUAAACUUUAGCCAUGCAUGGUAGCACACACCUUUAAUCUCAGCAAUUGGAAGGCAGAGGCAGGCACACCACUAAACGUACAAGGCUAGCCUGGAUUACAAGAUGAGUUCUGGGCCAGCCAAGGCUACACAGUGAGAUAGGAUUCUUAUCACUUGUAAAGUUUACAAGUGUCCAAAGUGUACCUUUACAAUAAUUAUAAACAUAAUGAAGACUAAGACUAAGUGUUUGAUUAAGUUUACUGCUGAAAGCCCACCCCCCCAACCCCCUGCCAAGUUCCAGUAAUAGCCUAGAACUUAGUAAAUCAUCUGGCCAACUGGCCCGAAAGAUGAUGAUGAUGACUGACCCUAAGGGUCUUUUGCUGUUCCAGGUUGGGUUCACUUUAGGACAGAUGAGCCUAGCUUGCUCCAUGCUCACCACAACAUGAAAUCCAGCAUCAUUUCUUAGUUCAAAACAACUAGAACAAGAUCCUCACAAAGUUUACCUAGAGAGGUGGAGGUACGCCUUACCGUGAUACUACUAAGGAGGGAGCAAGCAAGCACUGAGAUUAUGAAGUCAGCUACAAAUCAAGGUGUAGCAUUUUGUGGGCCAACACUAUAUCUGUAACACAUGCACAUACAGCUAAAUCAAGGUCUUCCAGUAGAGGUAAUAUUCUGAUAACUUUCCAGUCUAUUUAGUGAGAAAUUUUAUACUACACUUUAAAUUUUCAUAUGCUGUGAUUUUUGUCUUACAUACACUUAUUCCCUGAAAACUCCAGUAACAUGGUAUAGUUCAAAACUUUAAUAUGAAAUUAAAUGUAAAUUGUUUAAAGUUGUAAUCAGUAAAAGGCGAUCAGUC